Messenger RNA from Thecamonas trahens ATCC 50062, 1347 nucleotides. Its product is annotated as aminoacylase-1. Gene Ontology annotation, molecular function: aminoacylase activity. The record is from RefSeq and is a predicted model, not a curated record. The transcript has a single exon. Gene Ontology annotation, biological process: amino acid metabolic process. Lineage: Eukaryota; Apusomonadida; Apusomonadidae. The coding region runs from base 1 to 1272 and encodes 423 amino acids. Gene Ontology annotation, cellular component: cytoplasm.
AUGGACCCAGCCGACAGCCGUGCGGUGGCGGCCUUCCAGAAGUUCCUGCAGACGCGGACAGACCAUCCUGCGCCGGACUACGCGGCGGCGGUGGCGUUCCUCGUGGAGUACGCUCACGAGCUGGGCAUGCCGGAGCCUCGGGUGGUCGAUGGCCUGGUGGCAGACAAGCCGAUGUUCCAAGUUGUAGUGGUUGGGACAGAGAAUGAGGCGCCUGCGCUGCUGCUCAACUCGCACAUGGACGUGGUGACGGCCGAUGCUGAUGCGUGGGAUCAUCCGCCGUUUGAUGGUGUCAUCGCCGACGGCCGCAUCUACGCCCGCGGCACACAGGACAUGAAGUGCGUGACCAUCCAGCAGAUGGAGGCACUCUCGCGUCUGCUAGCUCGUGGCUGGACGCCCGCACGGUCGGUUGUCCUCACGGUUGUGCCCGAUGAGGAGAUCGGUGGCGUUGACGGCAUGGCCGCCCUCCUCUCGUUCACUGUGGAGGAGGCCGCGGCACGGGCGGCGGGCGAGGCGCCGGGCCCGGUCACCAUUGCCGGCCUGCCCAUCGGCUUUGCGCUCGACGAGGGCCUCGCCAAUCCGACGCCUGGUCACUACACCGUGUUCAACGGCGAGCGCGCGCCAUUUUUUGUCGACGUCACUGCCACAGGCGCAACCGGCCACGGCUCGCGGUUCAUCGAGGACACCGCCAUGGAGAAGCUCAUCGGCUUUGCCAACAAGGCCCUUGCCUUUCGCGCCGAGCAGGCGGCCAAGCUCCAUGCCUCGGGCUCGUGCGAGGGUAAGAAGCUCGGCGAUGUCAUCACUGUCAACCUCACCAUUCUCCGCGCUGGCAAGCUGCACAAUGUCAUCCCGUCCGAGGCCCGCGCCGGCCUCGACAUCCGCGUCCCACCCACUGUGGGCUACGACGAGCUCCGUGCCCUCCUUGACGAUUGGACCGCCACCGAUGGCCUCUCGUACACCUUUGCCUACGAGCCGCCGCUCAACUCUCUGACUGAGACCUCGUCCUCGCCGUGGUACGCCGCCUUUGAGCGCGCCGUCCACGCCGCCCAUCCCGACGCGGUCUGUCAGCUCGAGGUCUUCCCCGCCGCCACCGACUCGCGCUACCUCCGUGCGCUCGGCGUCCCCGCCAUCGGCUUCUCGCCACUCGCCGGCGAGCCAAUCCUCCUCCACGAUCACAACGAGUCAAUCGCUGUCUCCACCUUUAUCUCGGGCAUUGCCGUCUACGAAGCGCUCCUCACCGAGCUCACCGCCGUCCCGCUCCCCGCCCCGAUGUAGUAGUAGUCCUCCCCCUCCCCUCUCUCCCGCUUGCGGCCCACACUUAUCCAACCAAACCACCGCCCACCAUUCAUC